This is a messenger RNA of Ostrinia furnacalis (Asian corn borer), 1309 nucleotides long. RefSeq lists its product as uncharacterized. Gene Ontology annotation, molecular function: protein binding; serine-type endopeptidase inhibitor activity. Bases 341 to 1240 code for a protein of 299 amino acids. Lineage: Eukaryota; Metazoa; Arthropoda; Insecta; Lepidoptera; Crambidae. The record is from RefSeq and is a predicted model, not a curated record. The transcript is spliced from 7 exons.
UUGCUCAGUGGCGCUGGCCAUACUUUAGCUCGGGGUGGCUCGGGACUAUUACCACCUCUCUUUCACACCGCUGCAACUCCUGUGUAGCUAGGAUCUACAGCUUGACCAUACUUUAGCUGUUGAAGAACCGACAAAGACAGGGUCAAUCAAUAGUGAAGACCACCCUCGUAUAGAGGGAUAGCGUAGCGUAGAACGCUCGAUAGACUGAUUGAUAACCUCAAGAAGAUCAGCAGCGAUUGGAUCAAAAAAAGAAAAUGUUGAAUACAUAAUGGCUAUUAGCUAAAGAUUUGUACUAACAGUAGGUAAAGCUUCCUACGUAGCCGUAGACUUAUCACGAUCAAUGUCGUUCGGAUACACAAAAACAGGAAAGUCUUUUGUAAACGAAGCGGGCCCGGCCCCCGUAAGUUCCAGAUUCCUUGAUCUCGGAGGAGUUAUUAGACAACUAUUCCCGGGUUUUAAUCAAGGGGCACCCGGGGGGAGUCCUGGCCUUAAUUUCCCACCUAAUUCGCAGUUUUAUCCCGCUGUCCUUCCACAGGGCUUUAAUGCUCAAACACCUGCUCCUAUUGGCUAUGGGAACAUGUGGCCAAAUAAUUUACAGGGUAGCAAUUAUUAUGGAGGUCUCCAAAAUCAACAACAACUGAACCGACCACCGAACUCGCUGAAUUUCAAUUCGCAAACAUUGCAAAAUGAAGGAAGGCCGUUCAAACAAGUACAGGACGUAGCACAAAUACUAAAUAUUCAAAACAAUAAUGAUCUAAGGCCCGAUCUUGUGAGUCCAUCGUCGAAUAAUUCAAGAUUUCAAAGAUCUGAAUGGAACCAAAAUCCUGAAAGUCCCCACGAGGGCGAAGACUAUGGAAGUUUAGACACCAGAAAUGAAGGAACGUUAGAAGAUUUCUUUACUACUGAAAACACUAACAUAAACGACGAUGGCAAUGUAAUGUUCCCAAAGCAAGACGACCAAGUGCCAAUGAGGACGACGACUAAGAAUGCAAUAUGGGGGAAGACAGUAUCAGUUCCGACUACAACCAUAUCGAGUGACGUCAUAGUUUUUUUAGACGAUGAGGAAACUCCAUCUCAAAAAGAAUGCGUACAAAAUUGUCCAACCACGUCGGAGUACAACCCAGUAUGCGGGUCGGACAGCGUGACUUAUUUUAACCCUGGAAGGCUGUUGUGCGCACGGAACUGUGGGCUCAAUGUACGUCAAACACGAAUAGGCAGCUGUGCAUCAAAUUCAGGGUGAUCUUACUUAGUUGUAGGUAAUUGUACGAAGAAAGGUAUAGAUAGUAGAUAUUAAAUCGGAUUUAUUAAA